This is a messenger RNA of Pestalotiopsis fici W106-1, 915 nucleotides long. RefSeq lists its product as uncharacterized. Lineage: Eukaryota; Fungi; Ascomycota; Sordariomycetes; Amphisphaeriales; Sporocadaceae. The transcript has 3 exons. The record is from RefSeq and is a predicted model, not a curated record. The coding region runs from base 1 to 915 and encodes 304 amino acids.
AUGUAUUUGACAUUUCUUGGUUUGCUCGCUUCGGCAACGACAGCACACGCGCGAGGCCAGUGGGGUGAUGAUUAUGACGGCGGUGGUCCCGGAUGGGGCUACUACUACGGUGGCUCUGGUAACGAUGACGACGGCUUCGGAAGCGGCUUCGGGAGUGGGAUUGGCAUCGAUUAUGCUAAAGCGACUCGAUAUCGCACUGCCCAUGGAGCCCUUGCUGCGCUCGCCUUUGUGGGACUCUUUCCCAUCGGGGCCAUCAUCAUGAGACUGGUUCCCGGACGGCUGACAUGGCUCGUUCAUGGUAUAUUUCAGCUGAUUGCGUAUGCCGUGUUUAUAUCUGCUGCGGCUCUUGGUAUAUACCUCGUGCGCAUGGUCCGUAUUCCACCAGAUGGACGAUCCUUGCUUUCCAUUCCUACAGCGAAUGCUCAUCCAAUAAUCGGCAUAAUUAUACUAGUAGUCCUCUUCUUCCAGCCCGCCCUGGGAUGGUUCCAUCAUCUCAGGUUCAAACGUCUAGGAUGCCGCACUGCCUGCUCACACGCCCAUAUUUGGGUCGGCCGUAUCGCAGUCACACUGGGCAUCAUAAAUGGCGGCCUUGGGCUUCAGCUGGCCCGCGCCAGCAGGCCGGCCGUCAUUGCAUACUCCGUCAUUGCCGCCAUUGUGUGGCUUACGUGGGUCGCUGCAGCCGUCAUUGGCGAGCGUAGACGCCGCAGCAAUGCUGUGCCUACCGCAGCCGCUGCCGGUGCCGGUGGGAGGAGGCUGGGCGGCCGCGACCCGCGCUCGCCGUACUCGUCCGAGCCAAUCAAUGGCGGACCGAUCUACACCAGGCGUGACGGCAGAGGCGUGGAGCUCGGAGCCAUGAAGCGUGGACGCGGAAGCAGUUCAAACUCCUCCGUGUCAUCAUACUCUCCACGAAGAUGA